GUCACAGCCUGCCGUUGGCCGAGUUCAGCUCAGUUCGGAUCAGAUCGGAUGAGCCGCCGGUUUCCUCCGGAGGGAAACUAAAAACAACAACCCGGACGUGGCGGCCGCGUUAACCCGCGACAUCCCGGCUCGGAACCGGGACAAACACUUUUUUUUGCUUAUCCCGAGAUAAUUGCUGCGACUCGCCGGAACAGCCGCGGCGGCGCGGCGGAGGGAGGGCGGGCGCGGGCGCGAGCCGCUGUUCCGUGAACGUAACGUCCGCAACGUCGCGCCGCUCCGACCGGGGUUUGCCGCCACCGCCACGCCGCGCCGCGCGUCGGGGUCCGGCGAGCCGACGACCGGCUGAUCGAUCGACCGGAAUCGUGGGAUCGACACGCGCGCGAUGAUGGAGAGGAAGCGGACGGACUGUGCCGCGCUGCCGCCCGGCUGGAAGAAAGAAGAAGUGAUCAGGAAGUCCGGACUGAGCGCCGGGAAGAGCGACGUCUACUACUACAGUCCCACAGGGAAGAAGUUCCGGAGCAAGCCUCAGUUGUCCCGUUACCUCGGCAACGCGGUGGACCUGGGAUGCUUCGACUUCCGGACGGGGAAGAUGAUGCCCGGCAAACUGCAGAAGAGCAAAGCGAGGCUCCGGCACGACCAGCUGAUGCUGGCCAAGGGAGGGAAACCGGACCUGAACACGGCGCUGCCAAUCAGACAGACGGCGUCCAUCUUCAAACAGCCCGUUACCAAGGUUACCAGUCACCCCGGCAACAAGGUGAAGACGGACCUGCAGAGAGCGACCGAGCAGCCCAGACAGCUCUUCUGGGAGAAGCGGUUGACAGGCCUGCGGCCGUGUGACGUGACGCAGGAUGUCCUGAGGACCAUGGAUCUGCCCUCGGGGCUGCAGAGUGUGGGUCCAGACUCCGGCGACGACUCCCUGCUGUCGGCCAUCGCCAGCGCCCUGCACAUGAGCUCCUCCCCCAUCACAGGCCAGACGUCCGUGGCGGCGGAGAAGAACCCGGCGGUGUGGCUGAACACGUCGCAGCCGCUGUGCCGCGCGUUCACCGUCACUGACGAGCACAUCCGGGAGCAGGAGCUGAAGGUGUACCAGGCCAGGCGGAGUCUGGAGGAGGCGCUGAUGGCCGACGGUUUGGCGCGGGCCGCCGAAAACACCCGGGAGCUGUUGGAGGGGAAGGCGGCCUGAAGACGGAUCGAUCUGCCCUCCUGCUCACCAGCCUCAGGUUUUAUCUUCAUCUUCAUCCAGUCGACGAACCAAAAACCAGACCGACAAACAGAGACUUGAACAAAACGCGUCGUCUGUCAGCGGGCGACCGUCUCGGCCUUCGUCCCGAAGGAUAAAACCCUUUUUCCCGGAUGACGUCACACUGGACUCUCUGAUUUUUCUGGAGCGACGACCAGGACGACUACAGCAGCAAUAAGUGGACGAGCACCAGCCUUCAAAUCCUCUCAAGCGCUUAUCUCCUCCGCUCACUGUUCACAUUCAGGUAUCCGUUGUCUGUCUUCUUCUUUUUUUUUAUUUAAUGCAGAUUAAAGAACAAUUGUGAAACAGAUUUUUACAGAAGAAGCAGACGCUCUCGUUAAAACGCGAACAAACCCAAAGUCGGGUUGCAAACUGCUGGACGGCUUUUGCAAACUCUGCUCACCGUCUCUGUGGGUUUGGUUGUUUGUGGUUUUAUCGUCUUCAGGGUUUUUCUUUUUUUUUCUUUUUUUUGGAUCGAACAGCUGCUUAUUUAAGACAACAUUUUUCUACGUUGAGAACACGUGUACAUUUUCUUGCACCGGAGGUAAAUAAACAGUUAUAUUCACA
Messenger RNA from Scophthalmus maximus (turbot), 1807 nucleotides. RefSeq names its product methyl-CpG binding domain protein 2 (gene mbd2). The record is from RefSeq and is a predicted model, not a curated record. Gene Ontology annotation, molecular function: DNA binding. The transcript is spliced from 7 exons. Bases 383 to 1183 code for a protein of 266 amino acids. Lineage: Eukaryota; Metazoa; Chordata; Actinopteri; Pleuronectiformes; Scophthalmidae.